This is a messenger RNA of Xenia sp. Carnegie-2017, 1919 nucleotides long. RefSeq names its product astacin-like metalloendopeptidase. Lineage: Eukaryota; Metazoa; Cnidaria; Anthozoa; Malacalcyonacea; Xeniidae. The record is from RefSeq and is a predicted model, not a curated record. Gene Ontology annotation, molecular function: metalloendopeptidase activity; zinc ion binding. The coding region runs from base 20 to 1612 and encodes 530 amino acids. The transcript is spliced from 14 exons. Gene Ontology annotation, biological process: proteolysis.
AUUCCGUACAGCUACAACUAUGAAAUGGUUCGCGAUUUUUUAUAUAUUUUUUCAAAUUUUUACGUUGCUCUCCGUCCAAGCGAAGAGGAGACCUUCGAAAGGAACGCUGGACGGUUAUGAUGAAAAAUAUGACAAAAUCUUUCAAAAAGACCAAUUCAAGGAAACUCCUUUUGACGAACACGAAACUACUUUCAUGGACCAUCAACCCAAUGUCGAUACGAAUGAAGAUACAAACACCUCUGCUUCGGAUAUCAUUUACGCCGUCAAUUCUCACACAAUCAACCCUGAUACACAUAAGUCGGAGCUGAACUCAACAUUUGAGUCUGAUAUUUUGUUGGAUCCAUCGAGGUUAAAAGAAGUGGCUGAAUGGACAGUAGGAAAUGGCGUCUACAAACGGGCUGCAAAAUCCAACAAUAAUAGGCAAUACAGAUGGCCAAAUAAAAUCUUAAGAUAUAAAUUUGAAAGAAAUUCAAAAGAUCGCUAUCUCCACUCAACUACGUUUUUUUACCAAGCAAAAGCUGAAAUUGAGUCAAAAACAUGUAUUAAAUUGAGAGAAGCAAUGGGCAGUCAGUAUCAUAUUCGACUUAUGAGUGGAACUGGGUGCUAUUCUUACGUCGGUUAUCUACGUGGCAUAAAUAAAAUGUUCAACAAGAAGCAGGAUGUUUCCAUUGGAAGGGGCUGUAACACCAAGGCAACUAUCGUCCACGAGUUGCUUCACGCUUUGGGUUUUUGGCAUGAGCAAAGUCGACCAGAUCGCGACAAAUAUGUAAAAAUAGUAUGGGAUAACAUUCCACGAGGUCAAUCAAACGGAAAUUUCCUGAAGCAUAGCGAGAGAGACAUCAAAGAUUUAGGAGUUCCAUAUGACUACGAUAGUGUUAUGCAUUACGGUGAUAAGGCGUUCGCCAUAAACCGAGCUAAACCAACUAUCGUGCGCUUGAAUGGCACAGGUCGUUUUGGGCAACCCAGAAAUGGAGGAUUAUCUCAAAAAGACGCUCAAGAGCUGAACCGUUAUUAUGAAUGUAAUCGCACAGGGACUACAAGACGUCCUGAGACCACAAAAUCUCCCAUCAAGACUUCAAUAAAUACAAGACGCCCUCAAACGCUUCGUCCGACCACAACAAGAUCUCCUACUGAGUUUUCAAGAGCGCUCUUUUUGAUCAAAAGUGUCGGAUGUUUGGAUUACGGUAAUAGAAAGGGAUGCACGUCAAGGCGUUCAGAGACUACUAUCAAGCUUGGAAGGACUCCGCUCAUUUCGACCAACUACCUGGGAGCAAACGCCGUUGUAGUUGAUGGGAAAACAGGUCGCGUUGCUGGAACUUUGACCGAGAAGCGUUCUUGGAACUUUGGGUAUUCACUAUGGCGUUUAAAACCGAACAAACUGGUGUUCUUGACGGUGAACGGACGAUGGUUGAAAGUCAACAAUUGGCUCAAAUAUGGACUUGGAAAAAUUGGCGCGUCAACACGCCGUAGUAUAUUUUACAAUAACUCCGCAUUUGCUAUGAUUGGAUGGACCGGACCUGGAAGAAUCAAUAUUGUUCAACAGGUCUCCACAUAUCGACGCAAAGGACCCAGUGUCAUAUCGAAGCGAAUUUUCUUCCCUGUUCUUCUGUAAUCGUCUUCUGGAAGAUUUGCUCAACUAGUUAUUCUCAGCACUUGAAAACAUCUUGUAGGUAAUGUCUUCACUGCUCAAGUACUUAUUUUAUAUCAGGAAUUGUUGUUCUGUAUUUUAGCAUGAUCCGAUACGACGAAUUUUUGUAAACUAGACUAAGUGUUUAUAAAUCUUACUACUUGAUUUGUAACCAUGUUUGGUGAAUGGAUUCAAUUGUUAGAAGUUGAUCGUUUUUCGGUAAAGUUUUGAUGAAACAAUUUUUUACUAAAACGUAUGGAAAAAUCAAGUCGGUAAUUUUGUUAUGGUAAAA